Messenger RNA from Symbiodinium sp. CCMP2592, 2994 nucleotides. NCBI's taxonomy places the organism in Eukaryota, Dinophyceae, Suessiales, Symbiodiniaceae. The record is from the annotation of a GenBank genome assembly.
AUGUCGAAGGCUGGCAUACCUUCUCCCAGAUCAACUCAGCCAGUCUCUCAACAAGCCGAGCACUUGGGUGAGAGUUGGGCUGCUGACGAUGAGCAGCAGUUGACUGCCCAGGACGAGCCAUGGCCUGCCGAUGAUCCCAGUCACCAGGCGGAGCCGUGGAAAGCUUCCGAUGAUGACGGCCCCGAUGAGGAGCAGUGGAAAGCUGCCGAUGAUGAAGGCUCCUAUGAGGAGCAGUGGGAAGCUGCCGAUGAUGAAGGCCCCGAUCACGAUGAUGAGCAGUGGGAAGCUGCCGAUGAUCACGGCCCCGAUGAGGAGCAGUGGAAAGCUGCCGAUGAUGAAGGCCCGGAUGAGGAGCAGUGGAAAGCUGCCGAUGAUGAAGGCCCCAAUCACGAGGAGCAGUGGAAAGCUGCCGAUGAGCAAGGCCCCAAUCCCGAGGGCGAGCAGUGGACAGCUGCCGAUGAUGAAGACCCCAAUCACGAUGGCACAAGCAUGGCUGAUGAGGAGUGGGAGGCGGCUGUCGGCGCAGAGACCGACAUUUACCCCACGUGGCCAAGGGCCCCGAUCACAAACGUGACCCAGGAGUAUCCUACGAAGGCCGACCGAGAGCGUCUCGAUGUUUGGUGGUCCAAGUACAAGACAAACCCAGCCCAGGACAUGGCACUCUGGCUCGACGCAGCCACCGAUGAGGAGUGCCCGAAGAUCCCGGCCAAGACUGCCAAUGAUGAGGCAGGCGGAGAGGAGAGGCCGUGCAUCAUGGCAAGCCAGCUGAUCGCACCCGCGACCUCAAAGGUCCUGCUGCUGGACAAGGGCAUGCGUUUCGCGGAGCGACAGCACAGGUGGAACAACAGUGAGGAGAGAAAGCAGGUGCUGCAGGGAAUGGACAUCAAUGAGAUGAAGCGUCGCGAUCCGAAACGCCAAAAGGUCAAGGAUGCCAACCGGUUGGCUAGACGGGUUGCAUAUUUGCGGAUCGAAUAUCAACACCGAUCUGGGUCCUACUACAUCCUCGAAAAUCCCACUGGCUCCAUGCUGUUCGAGUAUCCGUGCAUAAAGGCGAGAUUGCGAGCCCACAAUGCCAAAUCCAUAAACCUUUGCCUCGGAGCCGUGGGAGCUCCGUCGAGAAAGUGUGUUACGCUAUGGGGCACUGCGCCGUUUCUGAACAAGCUCUACGAACAACUGUCCGGCACAAGGAGGAACCAGCUGCGUCGUAUCCAAUCCUUCCUCAAGAUGGACAUAAGCCGUGGAUAUGUCGAUGAGCACGGCCGUGCUCGCCGAGUCGCUGAUCUACUGGAUGAACAUUUCAAGACCCUGAAGCCAACACCUGUUGUCAACGAGCUGGAUAUGGAGCUUAUGGACAGCAGUGAUACUUCAAGCUCCGAUUCUGGCCUCGAGGACCUGGCUCAGAAGUUGCCUCGGAACCCAAAUUAUUAUGCACUCGGUGUGUUCGCCAUGCACAUCCGGUAUGAACAGGCGAAUAGCGUGUAUCAGCGUGUAUCGGCUGUUAGAAAGCUGGCAAAGGGUGGUGGCAAAACCCAUGGAAAGGAUGGUGCCAAUGGUGCUGGCACAGCCGCUGGGAAGGCUGGUGGCAAAAGUCCCGGAAAGGAUGCUGGCAAAAGCCCUGGAAAGGAUGGUGGCAAAAGCCCAGGAAAGGGUGGUGGCAAAUCCCCAGAAAAGGGUGGUGGCAAAACCCCCGGAAAGGAUGGGGGCAAAACCCCCGGAAAGGAUGGUGGCAAAUCCCCGGGAAAGGAUGGUGCCAACACGGAUGGAAAGGCUGGUGGCAAAAGCCUUGGAAAGGAUGCUGGCAAAUCCCCCGGAAAGGCUGGUGGCAAAUCCCCUGGAAAGGAUGCUGGCAAAUCCCCCGGAAAGGAUGGUGGCAAAUCCCCUGGAAAGGAUGCUGGCAAAACCCCCGGAAAGGAUAGUGGCAAAUCCGCUGGAAAGGAUGGCGGCAAAACCCCCGGAAAGGAUGGUGGCAAAUCCCCUGGAAAGGAUGGCGGCAAAACCCCCGGAAAGGAUGGUGGCAAAUCCCCUGGAAAGGAUGGCGGCAAAACCACGGGAAAGGAUGGUGGCAAAUCCCCUGGAAAGGAUGGCGGCAAAACCCCUGGAAAGGAUGAGGCUCAGACCGGUGGCAUGAAGGGUGCCAAAGGCGGGAAGCAGGGCAAAACCAAGAGUCCGGAGGCCAGUGAGCCAGGAUCUGGCAAAGGUAACAAAGGCAAGGGCAAGACCAAGGCCGUUUCCAAGGAGGCAUCCGCACCGGAGGGCAAAGGCACAGUGAAGAUUGGAUGGGCUCUAUCUGGCCCCGCAGACAUCCCGCUCCAGCAACGCAAGGCCCUGAACGAGAAGCUCCGUAGGCGCAUGAACAAUGGCCAAGGCCUACGCAAGGGCUUGGUGGCUCAAUGGGCUGCAACCCCGCCAGGCUCCAUGGCCCGGUUCGAAUUUCUGAAGGCUUUCCUCUUGGACAAGGACAUGUCUAGCAUCGUAGCCAAAGAGAAAGAAAUCUUCGAAGAGCUGCCAUUGUGCAUGAUCAAAGAAAUUUACGAGAAGGGCGCCGGGAAGAAGCACCCACAAUCCGAUGAUGAAAACAUGCGGCUGUAUAAGCUCUUCAAGUCGAACACUAUCAGCAGUGCCUGGGCAGGAUCAUAUCCACUUACAAAGUGUGUGCUAGUUCCCUCCGGCCCGGUGACCCUCUAUGAUAUAGUAUUGUGCCAAGAUGCGAACAUCAACAGAGUCGGCAACAAGACGACGGCCAGCGUGGAGGCCUCGACCAACAAGGCAGAGAGAGCUGCUAUCGCAGAGACGAUUCAAGGAAAGGUCGCAGGGAUGCACAAAAGUGCCUUGACACCGGCGCCCAAGAAAGGGGAUGGAAAGAACAAACGCAAAAAGGACUGCGAGAGAAUCGUACUGGGAAGUGUUUAUCGGGAUUUACCGGGAGCUUUCUUCAGUAUUUCUAGUCCUGCAGGAACUUACACCGGAGGAGAUUGCGAAAAAGGCUUUCGAUAA